AUAUCAGGCUUGCAGAAUCAUAGGGGCAGACUUUCAGAGUAGGAGAGUGGACAUUAAUAUUUAAUUUUCCUGAUUUCCAUAUAACUCUGAUAUACUUUAUGGCUUCAAGAAAACUGUGGAAGUAUUAUCAGAAACUCAAGUGACCUAACUGAUACAUUCACAGACGCGAUAGAGAGCUGACUUAGGAUCAUCCAUCUCAGGUGUGAUGGGAUCUAUACAAAUAAUUUUUGCUGCAUACUGUGUUGUCUUGUGCGUCCUCCAGAUGUUAGUACUGAGUUCAGAGCAGUUCACAAUUACUGGCUUAGAGAGGCCAGUCCUUGCCCCAUUAGGUGGAAUCCUUGAACUCAGUUGUCAGUUGUCCCCACCACAAAAUGCACAACAAAUGGAGAUUCGCUGGUUCCGGAAUCGCUAUACAGAACCUGUGUACCUGUACAGGAAUGGUAAAGACCUGCAUGGAGAAACUAUCUCCAAGUAUGUGGAGCGGACAGAACUCCUAAAACAUGACAUUGGAAAAGGGAAAGUGACCCUCAGGGUCUUUAAAGUGACAGUUGAUGAUGAUGGAUCAUACCAUUGUGUCUUCAAAGAUGGUAUAUUCUAUGAAGAGCAUAUCACAGAGGUCAAGGUCACUGCCACAAGCUCAGAUAUAAAGAUUAUAAUGCAUCCCCCGAAUAUUAAAGGUGUGAUGCUUGAGUGUCAUUCAAGAGGUUGGUUCCCUCAGCCUCAUAUGGAAUGGAGAGAUAGCAAUGGACAGGUCAUUCCAGCUACAUCAAAAUCCCAGUCACAGGAUGAAAACAAAUUGUUCAACAUGACAAUGAACCUUUUUGCUGAUGUUGGCCUACACCAGAUUGUCACUUGCUACAUUCAAAACCUUUUAACUCAUCAAGAAGAAAGCAUAAGUAUUGUCCUAACAGGUGAUCUUUUUUCAUGGAAAAUUGAUUGGAUAUUGAUUUUGAGUAUAAUAGCAUGUGUGAUGAUACCCUACUCCAUGACUUCCUAUCUUCAACAACAUCUCAUACAUGGUAGCUGCUCUCAGAGAUCACAUCAUUGGAGAAAGAAUGCAAUGGUAUGCAUGAGUUCAGUGAUUGCAAUUAUAGGAUCCAUGCUUAUUUUGCAUCUAAAACAAAGAGUCCCAAUUUCAGAUCAACAUUUUGAAUUGGAUACUUUAUACUUGGAAGAUAUUAGUGUGAUCCUGUGUGUGGUGAUUGUGUUUAACCUCAAGCUCAAUUUACUUACUUACUACAGAUUGGAACGUAAAUAUGAUGGAUGUACACCUGGAUGCAAAGCAUGCUUCUAUAUAUUAAAAAUAAUAAUAAUAAUAUUGCCAUUCGUGUUUACCUUUGGGUGCUAUAAUGCAAUCUUUUUAAAAUAUCAUCAAUUACAGAAAAAAGUUUCUAUUCCAGAUCCCUUAUAUUACUUCUACACUAGCUGGCUUGUGAAUAUGGAAAUGCUGGGAGUAUUUCUGGUCUUCUUUCCUACUUUUAUAAACUUAAUAGAAUUUUCGCAAUUCAUAAAAACUGUUCCAAAGCCCAUAUGGUUAUGCCAAGAGAAUAUGAGAGAAGAUGAUGCAAUAAGACACAGAUAAACAUUAAUUUGAACUGGAGAAUCCUGCAAAAGAUGGAGCAGAAGAAUUGUAGUAGCCAGAGGAGUGGAGGACACCAUGAGAACAUGGGUCACAGAAUCAACUAAGCAGGGCUCAUAGGGGAUUAUAAAGACUGAAGUGAAAAUUACAAGCCUAUACGGGUCUAUGGUUGGUUUUCAGCAUAUAUGUAUUGUUUAUUUAACUUGUUUUUUUUUUUUUAAUGGGACUCCUAACCCUAAAAGUGCACUUAUGUGAGGAAAUGGGGACUCUUUUGCCUGCUCUUGAAAUCCUUUUUCUCCCAUUGUAUUGCUUUUGCCAACUUCAGUAGGAGGGUUUGUGCCCAGUGUUAUUGUAACUUAUUAUGCUUGGUGUGUUUGGUAGAUAUCCCUGGGAGGCCUGUUUGUUUCUGAAGAGUUAGUUGCAGAGGAGAGAUAAAUGGGUUAGAUUGGGAGUAGUAGAGUAAGGGGAAACUGGUCAGGAGUAUUGUAUGAGAGAAGAAUGAAUGUAAAAAUCUUACAUUGUGCUUACACUAAAUAUGUGAGGACAUUAUUUUCUUGUCAAUAUAAAAAUUAAUAACUGAAACAAGAAAGAGGGUAGAGAAUAAAAAUCUAUAGAAUACUAAGCAGAGAACAUAAAGCAUGCUACCUCCACUAAAGGAUCACAGAUUAUUUAGAAAGAGGAGAGAAAUGAGUACAAAAGCCAGAAACAAGAGAUAAUUACAAGGAAAUAAUACUUUUUGGAUACACAAGGGUAGCUACACAUAUGAACUCACAAUGGUUUGUACACCAUGAAUAAGACUUGUCCAACUCUAAGUCAGAUGAAAUCUUGGCAAUCAGAGAAGAGUUUAGCAUGAGUUCUCAUCCCUGGCAUAAAAGUUAUUGACUGGUGUUAGGUGUUUGGAAAGGAAGGUUAGUUUUUUUGUUGUUGUUUUGAUUUUUUAAUAUAAUAGCUGCCAAUAAGUUGCUCAUGCUGGAGUGGAUGGCCACACAACAAACAUAUUUUGGAAGCACAAAUUGUCCUGAAUGAAAAGCCAAAAGACACAAAUUUAGGUGGUUAAGGAUAAAGAGAUGGAUCUGUAAAGAGUUGGGGAUAAAUAAUAAAAGAUAUGCAAAAUUCUCAAAAAAUGAAUAAAAAACAUUUUAAAAACUGAUAAAAAAUCCCUAAAUAAUAUCAUGACCUUCAAAGAAGGAAAGUAUAUUGCUUGGAUGUAUUGUAUGAGAUAAUAAGUAAAAAUAAAAAUAGAAAAAGUAUCAUAAAACACUUGUUUAGCACUUCAGUUUUAGUAGGUAGUAAAAAUACUCCGAUAUGAUUUGACUUAUGAAAUAUAUAUGAGAAUGAUUAUUUGAUAUAAAUAAAUUCUGUAUCAUUUUAUAUAUAGUAUUUGAAUACUGAGCAUCCUUUUGUACUCAUAGAUAAGCCAAGGGAUACCCAUCUUGGGCAGUUUAAUUGUACUCCCUUUCAAAAUAAUUUCCCUACUCACAUUUGUUUACUGCUUAUUCCACCUUCUGGAGGGAUGAAGAGGGUCACAAAAGGCUGCUCACCACGUGUUGUAGAAACUCCUCCUUGAUUGCACAGGGCUAGAAUAUAUAGACCAAAGAGAAGACUCUACCUAUGUGACUAAGAAAAAGUCCUCAUUUCUUCUUGGUAAAGGCUCUCCAAGUAUAGCCUGCUUCAGUUAUAAGGGAGCAACUACAUCCCCACAAGCAAAUCCUAACCUAGACUGUCUUAGGAAGUCAAAUAAAUUUAUUUGUUGCUCAGGAUAAUUUUGGGACCUUAACAGAGUUGGUAGAUGUUGUUUAAAAUGUCUCUCUAUGUGAAGGAAUUAUAGCAAUACUGUCUGGGAAUCAAUAUUCCAUGGACAUCAAGACAUAUAAUUCCCCAGAUCUAUAUUCAUGUCAGAGUCAAUAAUCAUCAAUAUCUGGAACUAUAAAAAAACAGAGAUUGUGUUUAAUGGAUAUAAGAUAACUAAUCUACCUAUUGUACUGAUGAGAGAAAUUGAAAUACAAUGAUUUUCUGUACUUUAUGGCUAAUAUUCACUGAUAAGUGAGUAAAUACCAUGUAUUCUUUUUGGGUCUGCUUACCUUACUCAAGAUGAUAUUUUGUAAUUCCAUCCAUUUGCCUGAAAAAUUAAUGAUGUUCUUGUUUUUAAUAGCUGAGUAGUAUUCUAUUAUAUAAACCUACAUUUUAUAUAUCAAUUUUCCUUAAGUUGAGAGGCAUCUGAGUUGUUUCCUGUCUCGGGUUAUUACAAAUAAAGCUCUAUGAAC
Mus musculus (house mouse) is the source of this 3843-nucleotide messenger RNA. RefSeq names its product selection and upkeep of intraepithelial T cells 3 (gene Skint3). The transcript is spliced from 10 exons. Gene Ontology annotation, biological process: regulation of leukocyte cell-cell adhesion; regulation of T cell activation. The record is from RefSeq and is marked validated. NCBI's taxonomy places the organism in Eukaryota, Metazoa, Chordata, Mammalia, Rodentia, Muridae. Gene Ontology annotation, cellular component: membrane. Bases 206 to 1582 code for a protein of 458 amino acids.